Messenger RNA from Naegleria gruberi, 1761 nucleotides. RefSeq lists its product as uncharacterized. The record is from RefSeq and is a predicted model, not a curated record. Gene Ontology annotation, molecular function: ethanolamine kinase activity. Gene Ontology annotation, cellular component: cytoplasm. Gene Ontology annotation, biological process: phosphatidylethanolamine biosynthetic process. The transcript has a single exon. The coding region runs from base 1 to 1761 and encodes 586 amino acids. Lineage: Eukaryota; Heterolobosea; Eutetramitea; Acrasida; Naegleriidae.
AUGCAUCAACAAGAAUCAACGAAUUUUGCAAAUCCGAGCAGCCAAUUGCCAUCAUCGGUAGUAUCAUCCUUAUCAUCAUCAUCGGAGGAAGAAGCAAUUGUUUCGAGCCAUUGUCAACAUCAUCAGCAUAAUUGCGAUCAAGAAAGUUUGAUAGAUAGGGAUGAGACACCAAGAUUUGAUAAUUUUUAUAUUCCUAUUGGUAAAGGAGAAGAUGUUGAGGCGGAGGAAGAAUUAAUUCAAUUCAAGAUUGCUCAACUUAUGAUCAAGGCAUUCCCUGAACAUUUUGUACAAUUAGCAGAAACAAAUAAUGAACAACAACAACAAAUUGGAAGAAUUGAAAAACAAUUGAAUAUUACAAUCAAGAAAAGUUCAAUCAUUCCAGGAGAAGAGGCUAUUGUAGAAUCUUCAGAAUCAAUGGAGAGAGUUAUAUCAUCGGAGAGUUUGGAACUUGAGGAUAAAGUUAUUGGUGAGGAAACAGCUGUUGAAGAACAUUUCUCUCAUCACACAACUUUAAUUCCUAUCCAUCACUUGGAUGUUAAAUUGAAUAAUGGAGGUGAAGCAACACCAAUUGAUGAAUAUGAUGUCACCUCAACCGAAUCCUUCUCCGAUGCUGCAAUGACAUCAAGUAUUACAUCAUCAAAUAACAAUUUGGAUGAUACUAAUUCUUUGGAUUCUCCUACCUUGUUUCCGAGUGGUGAAGAUGGAAUCUCACAUCAUGAAAAUGAUAUGGCUGGAUUGAAUGAAAAGACGAAACAAAAGAACUUUUUAAAGAAUGUUUUGAAGAAUUACAUUCAUGUUAAACAAUUAACCGGUGGAACAACCAACAGACUCUUUCUUGUAAAAUUUGUACAUAGAGAACAUGAUAAGAGUUCUUUGGAUUAUCCACAAAAGGUUCUAGUUCGUUGCUUUGGUGAAAAUUCAGAGAAUUUGAUUGAUCGUAAAGCUGAAUUCCACUAUAUUCAACAAAUUUCAACACUCUAUAACGAUCUUGCCCCUAGAAUUUAUGCCACCUUUGAGAAUGGAAUGAUCUACAAGUACUAUGAGGGUGGAGGUUUAGAUGAGCUAGGAGGUGCCAGAAAGCACUAUAUUGAAAUUGCAAAACUCAUGAAGAGUAUUCACUCUAUUACUGUUAAACCAUUUGCAGAGGAGACUCAUUAUCAUGACUUGCAAGCUAGACCUGUGAUUUUCGAGAGAACUUUCCGUUGGUUAGCUCUCUUGAAGCACAAUAGAGACGAGUUUAACAAGAGAGGAGGAGACAAGCUAUCACCAAAUUCACCUCUCAAUAUGGACAAGAUUGAGGAAGAAGUGAAACUUAUUGAAUCUUUGUGCAAGGAUUUUCCAGUUAAAUUCUGUCACAACGACCUCGGCGCUCACAAUAUUAUUCUCAAUGAGAAAGAGUCCUCCUACCACACAAUUGAUUUUGAAUAUUGUGCUUACAAUUAUGCUGCCUUUGAUAUUGGAAAUUUCUUUUGUGAAUUUGGUGGAUUGUGUAUUUUACCUGAAGCUUACCCAACAUAUGAUGAGCAAAUUAACUUUUUCAAGACUUACUACUCUGAUUGUGAAAAUGUUACAGAAGAAUUAAUUGAAAAGAGUAGAAGACAAGCUCUUGUCAUGUCUAUGGUCAGUAAUUUGCAUUGGUCUGUUUGGAGUAUGCUUCAAUCCAUGUUUUCCAAGAUUGAUUUCGACUAUCUCAACUAUGCUGAAAGAAGAAUGACUUGGUACUAUGAAAUGAGAGAUGCCACUCUCGCCCUAAUUCAAUAA